ACUGUUUCCUCUCUGAUAAUAUUAACCAAUAAGCAUGAGCUGUCGUGUCCAAGCGGGACUACGGCAAGCGGCUGGGUCCUGAAGCGCUGUGACUCAUCGUCACAGAAUAAAGCGGAGUAACAGUCCACGGAGCCAGGUGCAGAUACACGUUCGCUCCAGUCCUCCUGUCUGUCUCUCUGUCUGUGUGUUAAUAAGUAUGAGGAGUGUCAGGUCUGCUGUGCCCUGUGGGGGUCUGCUCGUCCUCCUGUCCUGCUGUUUGCUGGGUGUUUAUUCUCAGGUGGAUCCGCAGCAGCAGCAGCAGCCCCCCCCGCCUGUCAUAGAGAGCGCAGCUCACAUAUCGGCCCACAGUCACGGUCGCAUGGACAGAAACAUGGUCCAGGACAAAGACCACAUCAUGGAGCAUCUGGAGGGAGUGAUAGACAAACCAGAGAAGGAUAUGACACCCCAGGAGCUCCAGCUUCACUAUUUCAAGAUGCACGACUAUGAUGGAAACAAUCUCCUGGACGGGCUUGAGUUAGCCACAGCGAUCACACAUGUACACCGAGAGGAGAGAGGGGAGGAUAGCCAGCCAAUGAAAGAGGACGACCUCAUCACGCUCAUUGAUGAUGUUCUGAGGGACGAUGACAAAAACAAUGACGGUUACAUCGAUUACGCAGAAUUCGCCAAAUCACUGGAGUAAAGUGUCUCCACGUUUCCUCAUGUCCACAGCAGCAGCAGCAAAGGAGCUGCAGAGAGAGUGUACGUAAACCGAGAAGCUGCCCUGCGAGGUGGAAGACCUUCAUUCAGUCUGUUCUCUCUCUCUCUCUCUCUCACACACAGGCAAUCACAGGAUUAUUUGUAAUUUAUCAUAGUUUUAUGAAAUUUUUUCUCCAAGUUGGAAAUCAGGAGAAAAUGUGUUCCUUUCAUACCAGUAAUUUGAUAAGCAAACAACAUUUUUUUUUCUCCUGGUGUAUGCUUAUAAUUACAUUUAAAAAGGGCCAGUUCACCCAAUAUCAAUAGCAAAUAUUUAUUGUAUAAUCUUGUUGUUUUGUUGAUCUGACCCUUGUACGGUAGCACUGUAGUGUGUCUACACGUGUGUUCUUCUUUUCAGCGUCGCUACUUUAAAUUCACUUGGAGAAUCUAGACUGAAUGUCAUCAGUUUAAAUGAUCAAGUUUCUAUUUCAAACUGUGUUGCGUAAAUGUCGGAUUUAACUGACGCACACUUCCUGUUUGGACCAAUCGAUUUCUCGUGUGAAUCAAUUUCAUUGGCUGUUUGUGACGAGGAUGAUGAGACGAACAGGUCGUUCCCAUGCCAACAGCAAGCGGCCUUGCUCGGAUGAGUAGUCAGUGAUGUAGUGUGUGUUUGUAGAGUAGAAUCCCUUGUUGAACUGAUGAAGUGAUAUCAUUUUUGGGAGAGAAUCCUGUGGUUCGAUGCAGAACAACAUGGAUGUGAAUGUUUCAAGCCGACUGACACACUGUGUCACAUCAGCACCUCACGGUUCUUCUUGAAGUGCUUCUUCAUCAUCCUCCUGUCGCCGCUCAGCGAGAAGAUCCCCAACAAUGACCUGUUGUCAUAUAGUGAAUGUAAAUCAGCACAUCACUGUGCAGUGCUGGUUCUUUAUCACUGGAUAGGAAAGACUUGAAGCACACUGGUUGAUGCACAGCUCUGAUGCUGAAGAUAUUAGCUGCCUUUAAAAUAUACUGUAACUAUGUUUGUGUUCAUGGCAUUGUUACAGAAAGAAGCUUAAUGUGGCAGGUCAUGGGUUUAAUUUCCAAACUAACAAGGAAUGGACAUCAUGUGACAGCAAGUUCAGUUUACAAUAAUUGGGUGGAGGGUCCUCAAAACCGUCAAGUUUUGACCACAAUCAGAUCAGUCUGAGGUAAGGAUGGACGGAGACGUCUGUAUGUAUUAGUAAGAUAUAGAUACAACACUUUAGGUCUGUGUCAAAAAUAUCUGAUUCCUUCUUCAGUCUAAUUUUCAUAAGGAUUAAUUCUAUAUUUUUGCCAUCCAGUGUUGAUUCUUCAAUCAGUUCAGGUUGUUGAAUGCAAAUAUUUAAAACCCAAAGUGAAACCAUAAGAGAUACAAGUGUGUUGUCUCUGAAAUGUGAAAUAUAAAAAAUUAUAUAAAUAUCUAA
Molecule: messenger RNA, 2114 nt
Organism: Pleuronectes platessa (European plaice)
Lineage: Eukaryota; Metazoa; Chordata; Actinopteri; Pleuronectiformes; Pleuronectidae
Gene: mcfd2
Product: multiple coagulation factor deficiency 2, ER cargo receptor complex subunit
Exons: 4
Coding region: 197-679 (160 amino acids)
Molecular function (GO): calcium ion binding
Source: RefSeq, a predicted model, not a curated record